Molecule: messenger RNA, 989 nt
Organism: Chinchilla lanigera (long-tailed chinchilla)
Lineage: Eukaryota; Metazoa; Chordata; Mammalia; Rodentia; Chinchillidae
Gene: Faap20
Product: Fanconi anemia core complex associated protein 20
Biological process (GO): DNA damage response
Molecular function (GO): K63-linked polyubiquitin modification-dependent protein binding; ubiquitin binding
Source: RefSeq, a predicted model, not a curated record
ACACGGCUUUGCUGCCCGCCGGAUCCCGAGACGUUUCCCAGGCCGUCUCGUGCAGCCUGUCUGCCUGGCACUCCUGCACCCCGUAAAUGCCGCCGUGCCUGCUCCACGCAGCCUGGCUUGGCACACACAGGGCACAGUUCCUCGGUCGUGAAGGAGGUGGGGGCGGUGAGCGGGGCCUUGGCGCUGGAGCAGCUCGUGGGGCCGCCUGCGGGGUCUCCGGGGCGGGAAACUGCGGCAGGGCCACGUGUCCUGCUCCCCGCGUCCCGGGUCCCCGCGGCGAAGGCGGCCGCCAGCUGGGGACCUCGCGAGCGCCCACGGCUGGAGUCGGGACGCCGCACCUCCCGGCCGGAGCGGGUCUUCGCGCGCGCGGACGUGUCGGACCGGCCCUGGCCUCCCGCUACCGAAGGCCCCAGUGCCGCUCCCGCGACGCCCAGGGCCCCCAGCGGCGGCCCCCAGUGUCCGCCCAGCAGUGUUGAGAGCGAGCCGUGGGGCGCGCUCAUGCGCGCUGUGCGCGCAGAUCCGAUCUUGGACCGCCUGCCGCUGCCCCCGCUGCCCACCUUCCCCAGCCAGGAACUAGGGCCGGAGCUCCCCGCAGUCGCUGAGGUCUUCACUGUAGGGACCAAGGCCUUUACCUGGACGCCCUUUCCGCCGGCCGGCGGGGGCCCAGGCCUUACUGAUAAGCGGUUUCAAGGGGCGGCGGUUCCCCCGGGGUCCCCCGCCCCAUCCCUGGAAGGACAGCAUGUGUCUGAUCUCAGCGGGACCCCCAGACCACUGCAGCAGCUGACAAAGGAGGAGCCCCUGGCCCUGCGGAGCUGCCCCCUGUGCCAGAAGGAGUUCACCCCUGAGCUGACCCAGCUGGACGUGGACAGCCACCUCGCACAGUGUCUGGCCGAGAGCACAGAAGACGUGGAGUGGUAGCUGUGGGGACCCAGCGCCCUGCCCAACCCUCUCCCCAAGGCCUGCACAUUAAAUUGGGUUCUCGCUGGUGA